Molecule: messenger RNA, 2334 nt
Organism: Fusarium sp. VM40
Lineage: Eukaryota; Fungi; Ascomycota; Sordariomycetes; Hypocreales; Nectriaceae
Source: the annotation of a GenBank genome assembly
AUGGUCGCCUUUAGAAGAGCAAUCGCUCUCAAUGCCGUCGCUGUUGCGCGGCUACAAUCCCGAGCCUUGACAGCCCGCUCUCGAUCCCUCGCCAUCGCCACAUCCCAGUACCGCGCCUACACAUCUGAGACUCCCCGACGACAAUACGCUUUCCAUUCCCAGCUCGAGAAUGCUCCCAACCCUUCGGCCUUCCAGUUCCAGCAGCCCCCUACUGUAGAGAACCCCCAGACCCUCGUCGAGAAGAUCGCCCAGAACUACGCUGUUGGCCUUGCGCCAGGCAAGAAGAUCAAGGCAGGAGACUACAUAACACUAUCGCCGCAUCACUGUAUGAGCCACGACAACACCUGGCCAAUUGCAAAGAAGUUCCUCGAAAUCGGUGCCUCCAAGGUCCAUAACAAUCGACAAGUUGUCUUCACACUGGACCACGAUGUUCAGAACAAGUCAGAGUCGAACCUCAAGAAAUACUCGCUCAUCCACGAAUUCGCCGAGAAGCAUGGAGUCACACACUACCCCGCAGGCAGAGGUAUCGGACAUCAGAUUAUGGUCGAAGAAGGUUACGCCUGGCCAGGUACUGUUUCUGUGGCUAGUGAUAGUCAUAGUAACAUGUAUGGUGGAAUCGGCUGUCUCGGUACUGCUGUAGUUCGUACGGAUGCCGCCUCUAUUUGGGCUACUGGACAAACCUGGUGGCAAGUCCCUCCUGUCGCCAAGGUUACUUUCACUGGUAUUCUCCCCCCUGGUGUUACUGGAAAGGACGUUAUCAUUGCUCUUUGCGGUCUUUUCCGCGACGAUCAAGUGCUGAACCACGCCGUCGAGUUUGCCGGCGGUGAGAGCCUCCCUAUCGACGACCGCCUGACAAUCUCAAACAUGACUACGGAGUGGGGAGCGCUCGCUGGUGUCUUCCCCGUUGACGAGAUGCUCCUCUCAUGGUACCGUGGCAAGGCUACCACUAACGCCAUGUUCGGCGGUUCCUCCAAGGACCGUAUCAACCACAAGCGAAUCGAUGAGCUGGAGCAGAACAUGUUGGUCGCCGACCCUGGUGCUACAUACGCCAAAGAGCUCUACCUGAACCUAUCUACUCUGUCACCAAUUGUUGCCGGUCCCAACUCUGUCAAGAUCGCUACUCCCCUGAAGAACCUCGAGGCCGAGGACAUUCCCGUUAACAAGGCUUAUCUCGUUUCCUGCACCAACUCCAGAGCCUCUGAUAUCGCCGCUGCUGCCCGUGUCUUCCGCGAGGCUGCUAAGGAGAACAAGGAGGCCAAGAUUGCUUCUGGCGUCAAAUUCUACAUCGCUGCGGCUUCGAUUCCCGAACAGGAGAUUGCUGAGGAGGCUGGUGAUUGGCAAGUCCUGCUUGAUGCUGGUGCUGAGGCUCUUCCUGCUGGAUGUGGUCCCUGUAUCGGUCUUGGAACUGGUCUUCUUGAGCCUGGUGAGGUUGGUAUCAGCGCCAGUAACCGUAACUUCAAGGGUCGCAUGGGUUCUACCUCUGCCAAGGCUUAUCUCGCCAGUCCCGAGAUUGUUGCUGCUAGUGCUCUCAAGGGCAAGAUCGCUGGCCCUGGCUGGUACCAGAAGCCUGAAGGUGUUGAGAAGGUCAUCAUUGGUGAGGGAAGCGGUGACUUUGUUGCCGACAAAGCCCUGUCCAUUGAGGAUGCUCUUGACAAGCUUAUUCGUGAAGCCGAUGCUAUGAUUGCGGCUGCUGAGAACGGCGAGGGUGCUGCCGAGAAGGCCAGUCCCGCUGCUACCGAGGGAGAAGAGUCCCUAACUGAGAUUCUCCCUGGCUUCCCCGAGAAGGUUGAGGGCGAGAUUGUCUUCUGCGAUAGCGAUAACAUCAACACCGAUGGCAUCUACCCCGGCAAAUACACAUACCAGGACAACGUCUCCGUCGAGAAGAUGGCUGAGGUGUGCAUGGAGAACUACGACACAGAAUUCGGCAAGGUCGCUAAGGCCGGCGAUAUCCUAGUCACCGGCUUCAACUUCGGCUGCGGAAGCUCACGUGAGCAAGCCGCCACCGCCAUCCUAGCCAAGAAGAUCCCUCUCGUCGUCUCCGGCAGCUUCGGCAACAUCUUCAGCCGUAACAGUAUCAACAACGCCCUCAUGGGCGUCGAGGUUCCCCGGCUAGUUGAGCGUCUGCGGGAGACAUACAAGGACGAUUCCGAGAAGCUCCUGACUCGUCGCACUGGCUGGAAGUUCCUCUGGGAUGUCCGCCGAUCCAAGGUGGUCAUCACCGAGAAGGAUGGUUCAUCGUGGGAGCAGAAGGUCGGGGAAUUGCCUGCCAAUGUGCAAGAAAUCAUUGCUCGUGGCGGUCUUGAAAAGUGGGUUAAGUCUCAGAUUGAGGCUUAG